AUGCUAGCCAAACCUGGAUCCGCGGUACUAGCUAAAAUAAGGGAAAGCGAAAGGUUUUACCCAUACUUUAAGGAUUGUAUCGGAGCUAUUGACGGCACACAUAUUCCAGCAAUGGAAACGGGACGCGACGUAAGCAGCUAUCAUAAUCAUCACGGUACGAUAUCACAAAAUGUAUUAGCAGCUUGUAACUUUGAUUUGGAAUUCAUAUAUGUCCUUAGUGGGUGGGAGGGCUCAGCUCACGAUUCAAGAGUACUACAAGUUAAUUUUUUCUUAGUGGAUUGUGGAUUUUCAAAUCGAUGCCAAUUUUUGGCUCCAUUUCGAGGUGUUCGAUAUCAUCUCCAAGAGUUUGGUGGUCAAGGUUGUGCACCUGCAAAUGAAGUUGAGUUGUUCAGUCUUCGUCAUUCGUCCUUGAGGAAUGUCAUUGAGAGGAUAUUUGGUAUAUUUAAGUCACAAUUUACAAUUUUCAAGUCUGCACCUCCAUUCCCAUAUUGGACACAAACAGAGAUAGUGUUAGCUUGUGUAGGACUACACAAUUUUCUUCGAAAAGAGUGUAGAUCUGACGAAUUUCCUGUUAAAUUGGAGAACGAAUCUUCUUCAUCUUCAUCGUUACCGGUUAAUGAAGGGGAUCCUGAACUAGUUUUCCAAACACAAAAACAACAACAACAGAAUACUAAUGAAUGGAGAGUUGGUAUAGCUUUGGAUAUGUGGAGAGAUGCUGGGCAGAAUGACAACAAUGAAAAUCAAGGAUAA
This is a messenger RNA of Prunus avium (sweet cherry), 750 nucleotides long. NCBI's taxonomy places the organism in Eukaryota, Viridiplantae, Streptophyta, Magnoliopsida, Rosales, Rosaceae. The record is from RefSeq and is a predicted model, not a curated record.